Messenger RNA from Colletotrichum higginsianum IMI 349063, 399 nucleotides. Its product is annotated as Udp-glucosyl transferase family protein. Lineage: Eukaryota; Fungi; Ascomycota; Sordariomycetes; Glomerellales; Glomerellaceae. Bases 1 to 399 code for a protein of 132 amino acids. The record is from RefSeq and is a predicted model, not a curated record. The transcript has 2 exons.
AUGAACACCAAUGCUGACAAAUUGUUGCCCAUAACUUCUAGUGCAACCUCACACCAGGGUGGUCAAGUUGCCACUGGCAAUGGAAAGAGGUACAUCACUCGCGUCCAUAGCUUCGGCCCCGCCCUUCCUGACGAAGAUGCCGAAGAACGAUACAUCCUCAUGAUGCAAUUGCGGUCCAGCGACGACGUUGGCUCCAUCAUGGAAUCCAAGCUGCACAUGUUCAUCGCCGACUUCUUCGUCGAGGACAUGAUGAUUGAGAUCGACGUCCCAACUGUUUUCAAGUUGCCGCAGGUGCCCUAUCUCAUGGCGCCUAAGAGUUACACACCGAGCCAGCCGGGCUUCCGGGUUGACUUGACUCCGACGUCGGAAAAGGCUUCCAUGGUCGAGCAUAGGGUGUGA